AUGCUUUAUGUACAGUUGUCAAGUACCUCUAGAAGCAACAACAGCAUCCACUGUCAAGUUAUUGUUGGACCUGUUACUUGUACAGCUCAAUACAAGAGGCACAGCAGUAAUGGAACAUGGUCUCCUUAUUUCUUUAUCUCACCUGAUCUACCACCAGUAUAUGCACUUCAAGUACUACUGGAGAAAGUUCAUGCUUGGACUCAUCUUCCUUGGUUUGUGUUUAAACAUUUUCAUACUUACAUAUUAUAUUAUUUUUUAACACACUUGGAAAACAUACGGGAAAACAAUUUGCUGGACAAUUCUCCCCAUAUGAUAACUUUUUUUGCAGAAAAAAUCCUUUAACUGGGAAAGAAAUUCUGUACUGGUAACUUGCUGAAUAUAAAUUCAAAAGGUUUAGAUAUAAAUUUGUGCAUGAUGAUUCAACAACAAAGUGACCCAGAUGUUUAAUGUAUCCUAUUCAUAGCACAUGAGCAGACAUGUCUCUUUGACAUGCAGGGCUGUCAAUAAGGGCCGGUAGCCAGCCAAUACUGCCGGCUAGCUAGCCAUAUUUAGCUGGCUACUUUUAUCUCCUUCUACCAUAACUACUAGAAGCACCAUUGAAUAAAAUUGUAAAGCAUCCAUUUCCCAGUUUUGAAUGACAUUGAAUGCAUAUUCUAACAGUUUUAGGUCUGUGAAACGUUCGAACCGUGUGAUGUCUUGGAAUGCCUGGGACAUUUCGACAGCAUUGUUCUCAAUCUUGCGUGUAGUCUGACCAAACAACAUGGUAUCCGCGGUGGAAAAUACCUCUUGAAAACCCCUGGAAGCGCCAUUUCCAAGACUCUAAUAAAUUUUCAAAAUGUUCCUAGAUGCCUCGGCCUUCAAGAACUUGUGCCUUUGGUGCGAGUUCCAAAGCCACCUACUAUUCAUUAUCAGCCUGCUACUUAAAACCUUUUUUACAGCCCCGGACAUGUGCCCUAGUGUGCACCAACUUUACAUGGUUAACGCUGAUCACCAAUCGUUCCUGAAUUGGGGAAUACAUACAAAUGUUCCUCUUAUUAAUAAUGAAGACAAAACAUAAGUAACAAAAAAAGGUUUGGCCAAUGUUUAAAAUACAGGGCAGUAUUUUUAUAGUGCAAUAUUGGAAAUGGGCUUUAGUGCUCUUCUGAUAAGAACACUUGUUUCUGAGUAAGGGAUUAUAUACCUCUUAUUAGCUGAUUUUGAGGCCACACUGUAGAUUAUAAAUCAUGAUUUUCCUGUACAAGAGAUUUUCUUUUUUAUUCCCAACAAAUUAUAUUUUGUAGAAGAUUUGCCACAUUUACAUGUGCCAUAGAUAGGGAAUGUUCUUGCUUUGUUUCUUUGCAGGUGGGCAGUAAUUAUUGGCUCCACAGCUGUGUUAAGGAGUGUUAUAACAGUUCCCUUGGCAAUACACCAGAACAAACUUAUUGCUGAAAUUGAACUGCGACAGCCAACUGUCAGCAUGAUGACGGAGGCUUUGAAACACAGAGUGGUUAGUGAAUGCCGUAGGCUAGGUGUAUCAGCUGAUGAAGCAGACAAGCUGUUCAAGAAGAGGGUAAGGAUGUAUGUAGGAAUAACUAUUUCCUGAGGUAAUAUAUAGUACUUAUUAAUCAAGGCCUUGGUCAAUGAAAAAAAAAAGGGGUUAAUAAGUUAUUUAUAAUAUGGCCUUUUCAUUAUGGACCUGAGCCUGCGAUCAAUAAUUAAAACCAACAACUGGUUAGUGGAUAACUUAAAAAGACACGUCACCUCGAUGAGUUGUAAACUUGAGCCCAUGAUACAGUCAGGUGACACUGGUCAGCACAUACCUUUUUUGACAGCUGUCAAUUGACUGUAACAUGGAUGUCCAUAAGGAUGUCCACUAUCAAGUUAAACACAGAUUGUAUAUGCCUUGGACACCUAGCUAGUAAUGCACGGUCAUUACAAGAAAACAGCUAAUCAGAGCAGCUCGCACGUACUAUUGUAGCCAUAUAUUAAUAAUAGGAAACAGUUAAUUUUGAAAAAAAAUUAACUGUUUCCUGAGGGACCAGCCUUUAAGUGAUUUGUCUUAUAGCUGGAAAUUUUGAAGCUGGAAAUUCAUUCAACCAUGCUGUAACGGCAGCCCUCGGUCAACAUUCCUGGGUAACAGUGCACUGUUACCCUCUGACAACAUACAAACUUUAGAUAUUGCACUGGUGCCUUGUCAGAGAUUUUGCCGGGAAACAGUUUCAAUGGUAGAUGUCAUGUGACCUCAAAGUAAUCAAUGAGAGUGCGCACUGUUGGGAAAUAAUUUCCAGUUAUAUAACAAAGGUGGAUAACCACCCUGAGAAUUUCAAAUGUAGUCAUCACCCCAACUGGCUCCAUGGGGAUCAAUAAGUUACAGACUGAGUUCAGCUGAGAAUGUCAUUGUACUUUUUUACAAUAUGGUCACCAAUAGCAGUUAGCAACUGGCCUUAAAUAUUAAUUUUGUUCCUAUCAAUGUAGCUUUUCAGCAGCCUUUGCUUAUUAAGUUUUAUGAGUUUCUGGUUUUAAUAAAAUGAGGUUUUAAGUUUGAAGCUUUGAGAUUAUUUUUUUCACCAGCUUUCUGGUACCCAUUGAGGUUUUUAUUUUGCAUCAUAUCCAUCAUGAUUCUGAUUCUUUGUGUUAGAUAAAGACUAGGAUAAAAAGUUAACCCCCAAAAAAUAACCACUGCAUGCUACGCAGUAAUUUUAUUACCUCUGUGUCCUGUAUCCCUGACGCAUAAAAAUCCCCAAGACGGAAAAUAAUGGCAGUUAUUCAUCGCAUUCGUGCCGUAGGACGCAAAGAUCGAUCGAUCUGAAUGUGAGUAUUUGUAGAAAUAUCCCAUUUGUGUAAUUUCUGUGGCAUUUAUUACACCAUGGCUGUUGUUUAACGGUGCAUAUCUCUUUUAGCCUUUGUUGUGCUUUAAAAUAGAAGGACUAAGUAUACGGUAAUACAGAGUUUUGGAUUCUGUCUUUGAUUCUGUCCAGAUUAACUGUCUGGUUGUCUAGUUACAUGCAGCGGCAGAAAACUGAACAAAAAUUUUUGGAGACUAGGACCCCCCCGCUAUCUCAGGAUCUGGAUCUUUAUUUUUUAAAAACGGGACUAAUUGGUUCUGGACUGGGACUCAUGAGUUUUCACAAGAUGAGUCCCAGGACUCACCAUAACUAUUUGUAUCAAAAUCACUGGCUGCAUAGGCUAAUAUAUUGUAGGAAAAGUGUGGUGGUACCUAGCCAACAUUAUCUCAACACUGAGAGACAAACAAAAAGUGGGUUCAUAUUAAACUUGGGCAUUUAAUCCCCUCAGCCAGUCAUUAUUUUGCUAUACUCCUUUGCUCAGAACUUCACCAAUUUUUUUACUUGCCACUACAACAUAAUAACUUGCUGGUAUUAUUUCUUUCCAUUGUCUAGCAUCGUAAAAUGAUAUACGACUACUACCAGUCUGAGGGGUGCAAUCCAAUGAAAAUGUACAUUUUGCCUUGGAUCCAACUGCCUCUGUGGUUCUUUUUAUCCUUGUCAUUCAGAAACCUGACAGGAUUUUUUCCAUCUCAGAGAAAAGCAGGUACAAUGAUAAAAUGUCAUAGAUACAGACAAAUUUUCAGGCCUAGAGCUAUCAUUUCACAAUGGUAAUCCAAAGUUCAUAGAUGAAUAAUAUUAAGCUUCUAGCUGGCAGACCACUUGCAAACUAAGUUAUUUAUACUCCUCCAUUUCUAACCAACAAACCUUGGUGCUAAUGGUAUUGCAUGUAUGGAAAAAAAUUUCCUUCUUUAAUAUCUAUAUUAAUUUUUGCCAAAGAUUAUCAACACUUUAUCAACAGAGUAGGGUUUGAGAAUGUGAAUAAAAUGAUCACGAUUAUCAAAAAAUUCUGUAAACUUAUCAUUCCUUUAAGGUAAAGUAUGGAGAUCAGUGUGGAGAAUUUUUUAUUUUGUUUUUGAGGCUUAAAGGGAUAAGGGGUGGAUUCAAAGGAUGUGGGCUUUUUUUUCCUAUCUCUGAAAAAACUGAGUUUGAAGAAGGACUAUUGGGUCUCGUUUAGAUAUUUGUAGAAUUAAAAAGGCCCUGUUCAGAUGCUGUACUCUCAUGAGCCAAAUUGAAUUCAGUGAAUUAAGUUAAUUUGAAGUAUGGCUUGAAAUGGCUGAUUGAAUUUGGAUAGACUCAUUUGCUCUCAUCACCUACAUGUAGCUCCACGAGAAGGAUAACAGCUGUGGACCAGCCUUCUUGAUUCAGAUGCGGAGCUUUAUAUGAGCCAAACCACUUGCAUGAACUUUGGUAAUGUAUUUUUAGUGCAUUUUGACUUUUCCCUUUGAAUUAAGUUUGGCUGGAAUAAAGAUCACGUCUGAAUCAAUUCAGCUCAGUGACCUAAAUUAAUUUGGGUCAGCUUAUAUUCACAUUCGGAGUGGCUCAUGUAAUCUGAGGCAUCUGAACCAGGCCUUUAGAGUUCAUAAAUUAAAAGUCAGAAGAUCAUGAAUUCUUUUUGGUCAAAAUCUGGAUAAGUUUUACUUUUAAUUGCAAGCUUUAAUACUAAAUACACCAGCCUGUUUUGUUUUUGUAUAUACCAGCAUAGUUUUUAGUACAAAGAUUACAAAAUACAAUUCCAUUAAAAAAUUACAAAAAAUGUACAUUAACGUGGCCCUCUUUUUUCAUUUAUAUGACCUUUCAACCUCUCCCUUUUUGCUACACAUUUAAAGCUCUAUUACCGUUAUACACUUCUUGUGCUACUAAUGAGGAGAAAUUGUGUAACAAAACAAUCACUGUGAAAGGUUUGAACCCAGGAGUCAUUUCAAAAGGUUGAGUUUGAUCGUCCGGGUGACGUCCUGGUUUGUGGUAUUGUUACCAGGGCAAAGUGUUUAAAUUAUGGCUAAAAUGCCUGGAUAUGGCUAAUAAAAUAUUAUUAUAUAAUAGUGAACCUGUACUGAUGGCCACCUUUCAAAAUAUGUGACUUUUGUGAGUUCUAGUGGGCAGGACAUACAUGGACUUACUUGUGUUAAACCAUAACGAUGAUGGCAACUUCAUUGUAGGCUGUACUGCCAAAAUACAUUUGAGAUGUGCUGACUAUAUGUACUGACUGAACCUUUUUAAUACCAUCAACUGACGUGAUGCAACUCAGUUUGACUUAGGGAUGACUACCACACAGGUUGUCAAAACACAGUCACUGUCAACAACAACAGUCCUAUUCAGGACUACGUUCACUCGGAUGAUCAUACUCAACCUACUUACGUCAUAACCAUUUUGUUAUAUGUUUCUCACUUUUUUGUUCAAAGUUAAAAUUUAUCAAGUUGUUUCUGUUCAAAUAGUUGUUGUUGAUGAUGAUGAUGAUGAUGAUGAUUAUUUAAGCAGCUUAACAACAACAACUACAACAACAAUAACGUUAUUGAAAGAAUUAACUUAAUGUCCUGUAGGUAGUAAAAGCUAAUCUAGGUGGAACAGAACAGCUGAGGGUUAGGGUUUAACUUUUAAAAUAAAUAUUAUUCCAUAAAUAAAUUUAAAUAUUUAGUAUCAUUACAUAAAGGCAAAGUCAAGGAAACAAUAAUGUUAGAGGUUGAAGAGAAAAAUCAAUUGAGAUUUGAGAUAAGAGUUUUUUUGUUAUAAAAUGCUAUCAGAAGUGACCCCUCUUUUUAAAUUUGGGAUGGUAUAUUUUGUAUGACUCAAUGAUAAAAAAAACAGUGCCUCCAAUUCUUUUUAUUUUUAACGGUUUAGUUUGUGAUCUUGUCCAAUUCUGAAUAAAUCACUUAAUUAACCUAUGUGGCUUAUCUCUAGUCCUCUUAAUGGUUCAUGUNGUUAUUGAAAGAAUUAACUUAAUGUCCUGUAGGUAGUAAAAGCUAAUCUAGGUGGAACAGAACAGCUGAGGGUUAGGGUUUAACUUUUAAAAUAAAUAUUAUUCCAUAAAUAAAUUUAAAUAUUUAGUAUCAUUACAUAAAGGCAAAGUCAAGGAAACAAUAAUGUUAGGGGUUGAAGAGAAAAAUCAAUUGAGAUUUGAGAUAAGAGUUUUUUUUUUUAUAAAAUGCUAUCAGAAGUGACCCUUCUUUUUAAAUUUGGGAUGGUAUAUUUUGUAUGACUCAAUGAUAAAAAACAGUGCCUCCAAUUUUUUUUACUUUUAACUAUUUAGUUUGUGAUCUUUCCAAUUCUGAAUAAAUCACUUAAUUAACCUACGUGGCUUAUCUCUAGUCCUCUUAAUGGUUCAUGUGUUUAUUGUCAGUGAUACUAUGACUGUAGCCUCUCAGUUUGCUUGAUGCAUUUGAAAAGUUGCUUUUGCAAGGCCACCACUUGUGCGCCGUCAAAUGUAAUAUAACAAUCGCCUCUUGCUUAACCUCAGAAAGCCUUGUAACUUGCUUAUACAUUGAUUUUCUUUAGAAAAAGUCAAUUCCAGAAGCCAAAAUUCUCAACUUAUUAACCAAGCUGCAGUUCUGUCCAAGGUCUCUUUCAUCCAGUUUUUUUGUCAAACUUCUUCAGCCACUGUUUAUAGAUCUGCUGAACUUAGUCAUUUUUUCGGACAUAUCCCAGCUCCUCUAGGUAGUUUGGUUUAUUGAUGUACUUGUCCUUGGCACAGCGCAGAAUCUCCUGUAUGUCGUCUUCAGAGAGUUCUUCUUCCUUAAUUUUACUGAUGAUCUGAUUUAAGGCCUCAUUCUUCUUCAAUUCAGCCAUUGCCUCCUCCGUACUUGUACUUUCAAGCGUUAGUUUACCUGGAAGAAAUUUACCAGGCUUAGCAGAAAGCAUCUUACUUGGUGAUGCUUGCUGUUUCAUCAACACAGCUUUACUGUGGAACUUAUCGGCAUAUGUGAAGCUCUUCUGACGAGUAACUCCAUAGUCACUCUUAUUCUUCUCAGCAGUGCUUUUAUUCUCUUGUGUUCGUUCUGUAUCAGCUUCCUUGAAGCCCAUGGCUUGCUUCAAUUUUUGAAUAUCAUCAGAAAAUUCAAACAUCUUGAACUCAAGCUGUGCCACUUCCUCAGACAAAAGCUGGAACUUGGUGCCUAGCUCCUCAAUCUUUAAGGGCUGAUCAGUUUUAGCGGCUUUUUUCUUGUCACUGACCUCUUUCAAGUCGAGGAGAGGUGUCUGCAACUUUUUCCCCUUGUCAGCAGCCUUGUUUCCUAUGAUCACUGUUUCAUCUGCCGAGUUUUCACUUGACUCUGAUGAAGUGUACUCGGGAAUUUCUUUCAGUUUCAUAGAACGUGAAGGUUUUUCUUUUUGAAUCCCAACACUCUUGUUUUCAGCCUUUUUGACAGCACCUUUGUCUAAUUUCCAGUUUGGAGCUUCAGUUUUUGCUGAGCUCAUCUUCUGUGAGAUGAGAUAGUGACCAUUGGAGGUCGAGGGAUCUGAUGUUGCCUGUGAAGGCAAAGUCUUAUCCCUGACGUCUUUGUUAUCCGGCAUUGUACUGGUUUUUUCAAAGAAACUCACUGGUACAGUUGUGGCUGCAGCUCUCUUCCUUGGACUCUUAAUGUAUUCAUAUUUAGCAAGUGUGUCAAUGGUGAUUGUUUCAAAAGUGUAUUUUCCAUGCUUAUCCACUGCAUCCCCUUUUUCAUCCUGCUUGUUUCUGACAGAUUCCUUCUCUUUGGAAUAAUCAUUUGUAGGCAGUACAUGUACCUCAUGUUUAGGGGAUGAUGUUAGUCUGCCUUUCACGUCUUUUCCAUUUGAUGGCUUUCUGCUGAGUGAGGUUCCUAAUGUUUUUCUUGGGCUGGAGAGUUUUUCUGCCAACAGCUCUGUGUAAAGGCGUUUUGUCUUGUCAUCUGUUUCCCACCACUUGUAAGUAGGGAAGUUAGGUGCUGCAGCCAUUGGCCGUCAAGGAUACCUACCGAUGUUCAAGCUGAAAAUAAACAAACUGAUAUGAGGGGAUGUCAGCUACAAUCUUGGACAAAACUGUUGAGAAAAUUGUAUACUUGAAGAGCAUUUUUCUAAACAUCUUAGCUGUUCCCGGUCCUUCCUUCUCCCCCUUCCCCUGAAAGCAAUGUUGUUGUCUAUUCAAAAGAAAGCCUGAUCCCUUGGUGUUUGUAGGAAGCAACGUUGAACUGGGGGAAGGGGAUUUCUUUCCGCAAAGGCGUCAUUUUGGAAAUAGUUAAAAAUUGUUACGUAGCUAGGAGGCUUCUUUAGACACCUUAAUAAAGUUUCAUCAUCAUCAUCAAAACUUUCUCAAGUAGUUUUGUCUGGGAUUGUAGCUUAUUUUGAAAUGGUACGGGAUGAAAUGUUUUUUGGCCAUGUGUGCAUGUUUCUCUAAAGAUAGUACACAACAAUUAAUAAAAGUAAGAUUUGCUAAUUUAGAUAAGAAGUGACUUUGUUAAACUUUUGGAUAUUAAAUACUGCACUCAAAUGUUCUUCAUAUUUAAUGACUUGAUUAUGACAUAAGUUGACCUCCAAAAUGUUGUCAUCUUUUUAAAUGUUUUUUAACUUUUACAGCGAUUCUUUUGUAUAGAUUUAAUCCAAUCAGAAGUCAGCUGGAAACUGUCCUUGACUUCUGUUUGGUUAAUGUCUGCAUGAAAAAAAAAACUGAGCUAAUUAAAGAAGAUCACACUUUUGGGCUCCUUGCUGUAAUAUUAAAAACAUUUUAGUGUGGCAUUUUGUAACCAGAUGUUAAAGAUUUGCUUGUAAGAAUUAUUGAAACUAUCAAUGUCUGUUUUAGAUGGUGAUGUUAUCCUCCCCUGUCCUGAGAUAGCAAAUGAGGGUGCCCUGUGGUUUCCUGACCUUACUGUAGCAGACCCCACCCUGAUCAUACCUUUUGCUGUUGGUAUCUUUAAUCUCACCAAUAUUGAGGUCAGUAUUAUAUUCAAUAGCACACUUGAGAGAUCAAUACUUUAAUAGUUAUGUGUAAUGUUGCUGAAAGAUACAUGGCAGAAGGAAAUUUUACGUCAGAGAGAUUUAGAAUCACAGGCUUUAUUACAGCAAACAGCAAACAUCAAAUUCAAGUUGACGAUUUCUCAAAGAAGGAAAUGAAGAGACAAAACUGUGCAGAAUAAUUCUAGGGAUGAAACUGGCUGGAAACUACUAUUUUUUGGUAGAUAUAUAUAAAAUGAACAGUAAUCAACAGGUAAAGAGAAAACUUGUCAAGUGGUACAAAUUGCCAGUUGCUGUUUGGCAUAAACAUGGUGCUAGAAAAAAUAGGAAACUAAAUGUUUCUUUGUUGGUUACUAAAGAAGAAAACAUAACAGCAAAACUAAGUUAUUGAAAUUGCUGACCAGAACAGCCUUGUCAACAUGUACUAAAAACUUGACUGUUUUCAAUUCUAUAAACAGUUUAUACUUGGUCUGUUAAAUGUACAUUCAGUACUCUCUAGAAAUCCAUUUAUAUCAAAUCUUUGAGUGCAAAUUUAAUUUUUGAACAUUAAAGUUAAACUUUGUUGGUUUCUAAAGAAAACAUAUAGCAUAAGUUAGGUUAUUGAAAUUGCUGACCAGUAAAGCCUUGUCAACAUGUUUUAAAAACUUGACUGUUUUCAAUUCUAUAAACAGUUACUUGGUCUGUUGAAUGUACAUUCAGUACUCUCUAGAAAUAUAAUAUCAAAUCUUUGAGUGCAAAUUAAUGUUUGAACAUUAAAGUUAAGCUGUAAAGUUUUAACGUUUAAGUUAUAAACUUAAGCAGGUGAAGAUUAAUUUACGCACUUAGCAAAAACAUAUUUUUUCCUUCAUAACUACUGUGUUGUAAACAUGUUUUGUUAAUGAUUUGUUAUGAAAACAAGCAAGUAAAAACUGACUGAACUUUCUUUUUUGUCAUGUAAUAUUUGGUGGUUUGUUCUUCUAAUACUGAAAGGUGUAAUUCUUUGAAUCAUUAUCAUGCAGAAGAGAUUCUUAAAAGAGUUUAUGAAUUAAAUAGAAGAUAGAAAAACAAUGUUUAAAUUUUCCAGUUUUAAGUUCCCAUGACAAAUAUUCAUUUUCUGUUCCAAACAUGGGUCAUUUCUCUUUUGCAACAUUUCAAACUAGUGGUCGUUGUAAUAAUUUUUCAGAACAAGAUAAUUUCACUUACUGAACUGGUCAGGAGCAACUUUCCGUUGGAGCAAUUAAAUACCCCUUGCUCGGGGUUUAGUCCUGCAAUUAGUGUUGUGUGGGCAAUAAACAACCCAGGUUUUUAAGGGCGAGGAUUGUAGAUGAAGGGUGUGGACUGCUGUUGUGUUCAUAAUCAGGUCAAGCUAACCUCAUUGUUUAUAGUCUGGCUGUAGGUUAUUUGUAAGGUGGAGCUUAUAAUUAGGUGUGGUCCUGGAAAGAAAAAUUUGUAGCUUUAAAGAAAUAAAAUUGCACAACAAACUCACUCAGUAUUUUCUCACUUUUUGCUGCGUGAUGAAAAUGAUGGCCAUACAGAUUAGCUGGAAAUAUGGUUUUUAAGUGAUGUUUUGAAGGAUUAACAGUCCCAUUGAAUUUUGUUUUCAAAGAAAUGUGCAUUUUGGAUGUUAGAAGCCACCUGUGACAUAGCAACAGGUGAUCAAUGGUCACCUGCUCGUCAAGGCAGCCUGAUGCUGAUUGUUCAUACUGUUGACAAAGUUGACAGACACAUUUGGUGUUGACAAGAAAUAAUUAUGUGGCAAAAUUUUCAUCUAGGAGUGGAAAAAGUAUUUGAAAAUAUGGGUGUCAAACUUUUGUCCAAUUUGACACUCUUAUAUUGGUCUCAAAAAUCAUGUGUCUAUUUCUUAAUAAGCUAUGCCAUCUUGGAGUAAUGCAGUUUACCAUUAAUUUUUGUUACUUCAGUUUUACAGUGCAAAGACUUUAUGAGAAUUUACUUUUUGUUGUGAUGAAAAAUUUUUAACUGAGUUUGAAGAAGAUUCCUUUAGGUACUCAUGAUAGAGAUUUUACAAUUUUGCAUUGCUUUGGAACAUUCAGAAGGCUGAUUUUGCUUUGACAUCUUAAAUGCAAUAAUAUAAUAAUAUUAUCUUCAAUUUUAAUAAUAAUAUAUCAUGCAUAUUAACAGGAUUAAUUUUUAUAUACUUGUAACAAUUUUAAAGUUUUUUUAAAAAUAAAUUUCGUUCUGAAGUUCAUGAAUAACUUUGAAAAUAAUGGAUUAUCAUAGAUGAUAUUGUCAAUUUUUCAAAUAAUAUCUAUUGUGCUGUUUUCUUUUUCACUUUGACAUAGUCUUACUGUAGCGAUUUAUGUGGCUCAUGACAUGCUAAAACGGUCUACAAUAAUUUUAGUGCUUUGAGUUGUCAUGAGUUAUCUUCACCCACAAGUUGUUGUCACUUAUGAUGAUGGACAUUAGUGAUUGUAGAUUGUUUACAUCAAAUUUCUUAGUUGUUAACUUUAACCACUGAGAAAUUGUUCAAGACAAUUAUGUUACAGAAAGCUUGCUUUGAAAGGGUAAUAAUAUCGAUUGAUUGUCCAACUGUUAUUGUGGACUAACAGGGUUAUCACUAAGAUUUCUAGUUGCCAGGUAAAUACAACAAGUAGGUGGGGAAUCAAACAGCUAGGCACCUCUCCUAACCUUAAAAGCCAGUUGGUUCGAUACCCUAACUGUGAAACAAUGGAAAAUAAUGAUAAUUCAAUGAUGUGUUACUGUUUUCUACAACCAAUGAGGAAACACCGUAUGAGCAGCUCCUACAUUACUGGGGUCAGCUAGGGAUUUCUUUUGGUUCUAUUUUUCUUCUUUUUCCUGUUGAAAGAAGCCGGGCACCAUAUACAUAGUAGCCAGGAAAGAUCCCCAGCCCCUGGCUCUUUAUGACAGCCCCGACUAAACAUCCUUAACAGAGGCAAAGCUACAAGACUGGUCUGUAAAGUGAAAAUAGAAAUUAUUUAGACCUUCAGUUUUGGAAUGAUUCCAAACAGUUUCAACUUACAUCGGCAAACAUCAAAGCAGGCACAAACUAAUGGCCUUACAUUUACCUAAGAUAGAAAUAAAAGAAUUGAUUCCUUUGCUAUGGCAGUAAUUUGGUACUUGCAUGAACUAUAUUUUUGUAAAUUUGUUUGAAUAAUGUGUAGAUUUGUUUAAAACUUGAUCAGUUCAAAAGAAACAUCAAAAUGCUCUCAGCUUCCAAAAGACUGCCUUAUAAUGCAACAGGUGUUCUUAGCCUAUUUGGCCACCUGUUCAUGUGGAGCAGGUCACACUGUUGCCAGUUUGUUUCUCUUGGAUAUUUUAUUUACCAAAAAGGGUGUGUCACAUUUAAGACCAAAAUCAACAACUUACAUUAAACUAAAUAAUAUUAGUUAUCCUAACCUAGGUCUCGCCUCUGGAUAUUCUUGCUUGGACUCCUUUCCUUUGCUUAAUUUGGCUCCCAAAGUUGGUUAAAGGGGGAUCCUGUUAAAUCUGUGAAAAACAUGCAUUUGGUGACCAGUCAAAUACUGUAGCACUGUCAAUUUUCAGUUUUUAAAAUGAGGUAUAAAUUAGGAAUUUUUCUUAACUGUUGAAUCAAAGUGUGUUCCUCAAUUUAUCAGAAAAGAUCCAUGCACUUCCUGGUGGUGGUACAGUUUCUGCAUUUUAUGGAAAAAUAGGAGCCAUAUAUUAGUGAGCAGCUUUUAUUUCUAGUUUAAUUCAUCUUUAUAUUAUGGUAAUCACUCAAGUUUUAUACAGUAUGUUUGAUUCUCACAUGAGUGUUUUUUCUCUCUCUUGUGGUCAGCUCAAUGCAUUGCGACGACAUAAAGCAACAAAGUUCCAACGGAUUGUGACCAACACCCUGCGAAUUGUGUCUGUGGGAAUGGUGGUUGUAGCUUCACAGGUCCCUGCAGUAAGUUGUCAUUAACCUUAGAGUUUGUUCAACUCUUCCUAGGAUUGAACCAGUUUAUAUAAUCAUGUUGUGAUUAUUAAUUUUGUGGCUUGUAAUAAUAAAUCAUUAUUAUCAGUUUCAAACUAUGGCAUGGUGACGUUUAAUUUAUAUCUAAUUAUCAUUGUGUAUAAUAUUAAAAACCAUGCAAAUGGCAAUGUUAAUAUAAUUUUAACUUUUUUAAACCUGAUAGAUCAGGAAGAAACUGUUUCUUUUAACUUAAUUAUGAUGAAAUCAGUUAAUAAGACUAGUGGUCCAUGGUUACAGGCACUGUUUAGUCAAAAUAUUAUAAUUAUUAUCAUGGUUAAAAAAGUUCAUCCAAUGAUUAUUUAAUUCAAUUACGAUUUCUUGCAUAAAUGAACAUUACUUUAUUUUCAUGUUUCUGAUUUUCAGGCCAUGUCCCUUUACUGGGCUGUUUCAGCCUUCUUUGGUCUGACACAGAACAUAGCCUUUAAGGUUCCUUCAGUGCGUCGUCAGUUAGGCAUUCCAAAGACUCCAAGUGAAAGUGAGCGUCCAUUUCAAGACUUGAAAAACCUGGCUCAGCUGAAACGAGAAGAGUUCCUCAGGAUUCAGCGAGAAGGCCGACCAGUGAAAAAGAAGAAAUGAUAUUAUAAAAAAAGGACAUUGAUGGAGGUGCAGAAUGUGGUAAGGACAAAUUUGUCACUCUUAGUUGUUUGGGGCCAGGGACCAGUUUCUAGAACGUCCCAGUAAUUUACAGGCCAGUGAAGCUGUUGUUGUUGCCUUCAAGAUAGAGGUUUCAAUAGUUUUGCUGAUAACAUGAUAAAACCAUCAGUUAACAAAACAAAAUGGUCUGGUGUGUUAGCUAGGACCUCUGCUAUUAUUCUUUAGAUUUUGAUUUGAGUACUUGAUUGCAAGCCUGAAAAUGUAUGGCAACUUUGGAGAAUUGGGCCCCAGGUUCAUUAAAUAAAAUAAUAGUGGCCCAUUGUUGGAAAACAAAAAUAGCCUACGUGUGUAUAUAGCUGCCUCUGUAGUAGCAAGCAGUGGGAGAAAGCUGUAUACAUUUUGCUAAUUUAACGAUAUUAGGCUAGUUAUUGUUUUAUUAGCAGGAUAUUUUUCCACAAAGAAUUGUGAUGAAUCUGCAGGGCCUAGCUAGGUUUCUAUAAUAUUGCUGGUAUUAUCCCUUCCUAGUUAUUAUUGAUAUAGUUCUUACUAUGACCAAUGCUCUGACACAAAAUUGUAAAUGAUUUCCCUCUCCAGCUGCAGAGAGUACAGGAAAUUGGUCUGGCAGGGUUAGACUGAUUGUAAGCAGAUUAGCUGGGUUGGACAUGCAGAAUUCCUGUUUGGCGAUGUCUUUGAUGAAUGUGGAAAAUGCAGAAUUGCAACUUUAUGAGAAGGACAUUGGGGUUGGAAGGGUAUAAAACAUGGCUGUAUUUCACUGACUUGUGGAGCAGUAAGAAAGAACGCUGCUGUAUGCAUAAUCAGUUGCUUGACAGUCAAAAGGGACACACUAAUAUGCAUUUGUAUGAAGGAAAAAUUUGGCUCAAGUGGUCUUGCAACAACCUUGCUGAUAAGUAUUUGUUGCAUUGGACAGAAUCUGUCAUCAGUGGAUGACUAAUAUUUAUUGUUAAAUAGGUAUUGGCAUAGAAUUGUAACAGUAAGUUUAAUCUGUGGGUGUAUGUAAGUAAGGUAAAAUACUGUAAAUUUCAGUGCAGAGAAUUAAAACUUUAAAGAUAGU
Molecule: messenger RNA, 14317 nt
Organism: Porites evermanni
Lineage: Eukaryota; Metazoa; Cnidaria; Anthozoa; Scleractinia; Poritidae
Source: the annotation of a GenBank genome assembly